AUGGACACGCGAUCGCGAUCAAAUCGAGACAACGACAAGCCGAAUCUUUACGUUCCACCGGUGCUUCGGACGCUCGUUUUCUCGCCCAUUCAAGCCGCCCUCACUGCCACUUACAACGAGAAAUCUAACUUGACGCGUUUUAAAUACGAGCUCACCUGGACGGAGAAGAUCGACGAAGAAAAAGCCCAAGCGGAUCCCUACAAUCAGAAAAGUGCUCUUUCACCCGGCAGUCUCGACGAUGCCAUUUCGUCGGCUACUUCCACGAUUUCAACUCAUUCGAUGCUUCGCGUUAAAAACGGUGUGAAAUGUGAUGGGCCUUGUGGACUUUUUCAUCAAUCUUCUCAAUUAAUAAAUGUCGGACGUUGCGAUCAUUACUUGUGCAAGGCGUGCUCGGGAAUUGUCAUUAACAGCGAUGGCUCAACUGGCUGCUCGAAUUGGGAUUGCUACCGCGGUGCGUUUACCUGGUUGCCGUCCGAGUUGUGCAAGAAAUUCUACACUGAAUACGUGAUCACCCAGCAACAAACGAAGAAACGUCUUCAUCCAUGUUGUCGAGCUUUGACAAAAAUGUUGUCAAAGCAAGAGAUUGAAGCGGACGUGCGCACGGGGAUUCAGGAAAACACGAAACGAGCUAUCAAGAAGCUCAUCUCGCUUACCGGAUCCGAAAAGCGGCAGACUCGAACUCCUAAGCCUUCGAUUCAAAUUCGCUUGGCCGUCAUAGAUCAUGGACCGCGAGACAGUUUGAAGAUCAAGCACAUUGCGAUCCCAGGAAUUCCUUCUACCACAAUUAAAGAAAUUGUCGAUCAAUUGGGGGAUCCUAUGGUUAAACGUGGUCGUCUUUUUGUGAUGAGGCGCAUCGAGAAGAAGUUUGAGUUGUCGUUCAGCACGCCGUUCAAAGAGUUUCAGAAGAAGCGUCUCGAUGAGUUGCCCAUUCACGAGUCGAACAUCUACCUUGCGAUCGAUCUGACGGGAAAGAUUCAUUCAUGUGAUGAGAAAUCUUCGAAA
Molecule: messenger RNA, 1002 nt
Organism: Mesorhabditis belari
Lineage: Eukaryota; Metazoa; Nematoda; Chromadorea; Rhabditida; Rhabditidae
Source: the annotation of a GenBank genome assembly